This is a messenger RNA of Lizanozyma spartinae, 993 nucleotides long. RefSeq lists its product as uncharacterized. Bases 1 to 993 code for a protein of 330 amino acids. Gene Ontology annotation, biological process: transport. Gene Ontology annotation, molecular function: transmembrane transporter activity. NCBI's taxonomy places the organism in Eukaryota, Fungi, Ascomycota, Pichiomycetes, Serinales, Debaryomycetaceae. The transcript has a single exon. The record is from RefSeq and is a predicted model, not a curated record.
AUGAGCAGUGGGCUUCCAGCUAUUACCGGUGACAUUGAUCAUGCAAGAGCAGUGUAUGUUUUCCCCGAGGUUCUCAAACCGUGGAGACCCACUAUCUUAGCGUACUCAGCAUCAUUCGUCUCUACAGUGAUGGGAUUUCCUAUGGACACGGUCAAGACUCGUAUGCAGACCCACAAAGAGUUUAGUAGCUAUUGGGACUGUGUACGCAAGACGUAUUCUCAUGAAGGGAUUCGAGGCUUCUACCGAGGUAUUUGGGCUCCCUUAGUGUCUACUUCCCUUUCCAAAUCACUUGGGGUUUCUAUCUUUACCUUCUUCAAACCUAAAACAUACCAAUUGCUCUACGGAGAUAGUGUUGGAACGCACCCGUUGCUUAGAAACAUCCCUGUAUGUUUUAUAUCCGGAUCCAUGGCUGGAGGGGGGGUGUCACUCUUUGCGUGUCCAUUCGAGUUCACCAAAGUGUACUCUCAGAUCCUCAAAUUGGUUCAAAGACAGCAUCUGAUAGACACUCAUGAUCCCAAGAAACGACUCACAAAGACUCCAAGCACCUUACAGAUCAUCAAGAUCAUCAUUAGAAACGAAGGGUACAUGGGGUUGUACUCAGGAUACAAAUACCAUUUCCUUCGAGACUCCCUUUCGUCCGGGUUUUAUUUCUCUAUCUAUGAGCUAGGGAAACAUUCCCUUAAUAAACUCUUCUUUGAUUCGCCGUCUCAUUUGUCUGUACUAAUCGCUGGUGGUCUUUCUGGGGUGUUGAGUUGGACUUUGAUUUUCCCCGUCGACACCGCAAAGGCAUUGAUCCAGAAGGAAGUAGUCACCAAGAUCUUGAGACAACAAGAAGGUCUAGACCCAUUGCCAAAAAAGCAGAACAAGGUCCUGAAGUUCCCUAAACUAGAACGUAACAUGUACCGAGGGUUAGGCAUUUCUGUUACCAGGUCGUUCCUCGUUAACAUGAUCUUUUUUGGGGUCUAUGAGUUCUCAAUGGCCCAUAUAGCAUAA